CCCUGAGACCGCUUCCUGGCUACAUCCUCUGGCAGGCAGCACCAUGAGUUGCAGACAGAGCUCCUCAUCUUUCUGGAGCAGCAGCAGCAGCUGUGGAGGAGGAGGAGGCAGAGGGGGCAGCGGAGGCAGCAUGCGAUCUUCUUUCAGUCGCUCCUCCAGGGCUGGUGGAGGAGGAGGAGGCCGCUUUAACUCUUCCAGUGGCUUUAGCGGGGGUGGCUUUUCGGCUUGUGGCGGUGGAGGUGGUGGCAGUUUUGGCUCUAGCUAUGGUGGAGGGUAUGGAGGGGGUUUUAGUACAGGGAGUUACAGCGGUAUGUUUGGUGGAGGUUCUGGAGGUGGCUUUGGUGGUGGCUCUGGCGGUGGCUUUGGUGGUGGCUCUGGAGGUGGCUUUGGUGGUGGCUCUGGAGGUGGUGAAGGCGGUAUUCUGAACACCAAUGAGAAAAUCGUUAUGCAGAACCUCAAUUCCCGUCUGGCCUCUUACAUGGAGAAAGUACUAGAACUGGAGGAGAGCAACACUGCCAUGGAGAAGCAGAUCCAGGACUGGUAUUCAAAGAGGGGGCCCAAAGUCUUCCAGAAGGACAACACUCAUUACUAUGACACCAUCGAAGACCUGAAGGACAGAAUUGUGGAUCUCACGGUGAGGAACAACAAAACUCUCGUGGACAUCGACAAUACUCGCAUGACUAUGGAUGACUUCAGAGUUAAGCUUGAGAUGGAGCAAAGCCUGCGCCAAGGGGUGGAAGGUGACAUUAAUGGCCUGAAGAAGGUGUUGGAUGAUCUGGUUAUGGCGAAAUCUGAUCUGGAGAUACUGCUUGAUAGUUUGGAGGAUGAGAAGAAUGCCCUUACGAAGAACCACAAGGAGGAGAUGAGCCAGUUGACGGGCCAGAAUGAUGGAGAUGUUAAUGUGGAGAUAAAUGUUGCUCCUAGCACAGAUCUCACCCGGGUCCUCAAUGACAUGCGUGAGGAAUACGAACAGCUCAUUUCUAAGAACCGCCAGGACAUUGAACAACACUAUGAGUCCAAGAUGACCCAGAUUGAGCAGCAAAUGACAAAUAGUGGCCAAGAGAUGGAGAGCAACAUGAAGCAAGUGUCCCAGCUCCAGCACACUAUCCAGGAACUGAAUGUGGAGCUGCAGACUCAGCUUACCACGAAAUCAGCCCUGGAGAAGGCUUUGGAAGACACAAAGAACCGCUACUGUGGCCAGCUGCAGCAGAUCCAGGAGCAGAUCAGCGAGUUGGAGGCCCAGCUUGCUGAGAUCCGGGCAGAAACUGAAUGCCAGAGUCAGGAAUACAGCAUUCUGCUCAGCAUCAAGACACGGCUGGAGAAAGAAAUUGAGACUUACCGGGAGCUCCUUGAAGGCGGCCAGCAAGACUUUGAAUCGUCUGGAGCUGGACAAAUUGGCUUUGGAAGUGGCAAAGGAAGACAAAGAGGAAGUGGUGGCAGCUAUGGAGGAGGAAGUGGGGGCAGCUAUGGAGGAGGAAGUGGGGGCAGCUAUGGAGGAGGAAGUGGGGGCAGCUAUGGAGGAGGAAGUGGAGGGAGCUAUGGAGGAGGAAGUGGGGGCAGUCAUGGUGGAAAAAGUGGAGGCAGUCAUGGAGGAGGAAGUGGGGGCAGCUAUGGAGGAGAAAGUGGGGGCAGCCAUGGAGGAGGAAGUGGGGGCAGCUAUGGUGGAGGAAGUGGGGGCAGCCAUGGUGGAAAAAGUGGAGGAGGUUAUGGAGGAGGAAGCAGCUCUGGGGGAGGAAGUGGAGGCAGCUAUGGAGGAGGAAGUGGGGGCAGCCAUGGAGGAGGAAGUGGGGGCAGCUAUGGUGGAGGAAGUGGGGGCAGCCAUGGUGGAAAAAGUGGAGGAGGUUAUGGAGGAGGAAGCAGCUCUGGGGGAGGAAGUGGAGGCAGCUAUGGAGGAGGAAGUGGGGGCAGCCAUGGUGGAAAAAGUGGGGGUAGCUAUGGAGGAGGAAGUGGUGGCAGCUAUGGAGGAGGAAGUGGGGGCAGCCAUGGUGGAAAAAGUGGAGGAGGUUAUGGAGGAGGAAGCAGCUCUGGGGGAGGAAGUGGAGGCAGCUAUGGAGGAGGAAGUGGGGGCAGCCAUGGUGGAAAAAGUGGAGGUAGCUAUGGAGGAGGAAGCAGUUCUGGGGGAGGAAGUGGAGGCAGCUAUGGAGGAGGAAGUGGUUCUGGAGGAGGAAGUGGGGGUAGCUAUGGUGGAGGAAAUAGAAGGCCAUCUCAGUCCCAGUCCUCCUCAAAGUCUGCAGACUGCGAUGAUGAUUCACAAGAGCACAAGAUGCGAUACUAGAACCCCGAUUCACUUUCUCCACCGGACCCCAGCUGAGACUGUCCCGGGAGGGCAGAAGCUACAUGAAGCAUCCUUACUGCAUCCUGACAUCAAGACAAGCCGGCCACAAGCUGGGGUAACCGUUUGGAACUGGAUGGAGUUGGCACUGUGCCUCUGGACAUCUCUUGGCUCUGUUCCUUGCUGGGGAGGCUUCAGGGCUAGGGAGAAUGUGAUUCUUCUUUGUGUCCUGGGGGUGGCUCCACUCCCUUCCUUGUCCUGACUUCCUAGUAAAGCUUUCCUGUUGCAAAUUAAACUUGGAUUCUGAG
Mus musculus (house mouse) is the source of this 2580-nucleotide messenger RNA. RefSeq names its product keratin 9 (gene Krt9). Gene Ontology annotation, biological process: intermediate filament organization; skin development. The transcript is spliced from 8 exons. Lineage: Eukaryota; Metazoa; Chordata; Mammalia; Rodentia; Muridae. Gene Ontology annotation, molecular function: structural molecule activity. The coding region runs from base 44 to 2275 and encodes 743 amino acids. The record is from RefSeq and is marked validated.